CACACACUGCCAGCAAGAUCAUCAUCAUCACCAUCACGUUCUGGCUUGAACCAUCGAUGUUUUACGGGGUCGAAAUCUUUUACUGGAGCGCGGUCCUCGCUAUUGUUGAAGGACAAGGGGACGACGCGUCGGCACUAAAAGCUCAUGGCGUCAUACCUGAUGUGAUCAGCGACGCACCUGCGCAAACACUUGCAGUCAAGUAUAGCAGCACAGCCGUGAUCAUGGGAAGCAAAUUGGACCUCGAGACGACAUCGACGACGCCCACAAUAGAGCUGCAGGCCACCGACGGCAUGUUCACGCUUGUCAUGGUUGACCCCGACGCCCCGAGCAGGAAUGCUCCCAAGAUGAAGCAUUGGCGUCACUGGCUGGUGGUCAACGUUCCGGCUAAUGGAGAUAUCGGAGCAGGGGAUACGAUUACAGAAUACAAUGGGCCUUCGCCUCCCGCGGGGAGUGGCCCGCACCGCUAUGUCUUCUUGCUGUACGCGCAAAGCAGCCCCGUGGACGUGGAUGCCUUCAAGAUAUCUUCCAACAGGGGCCAGUUCAAUCUGGACACGAUAACUAAGUUGCAAGGAGUCUCGCAACUGAAAGCGGUUAACUUCUUCAUCGCAGAGAGAAGCGGUGCUCAGGCUUUGACCGGAACCGUUGGAAAGUUUCAUUUUCUGCCGAUAUUAGCGUCCCUUCUGCUGUGCAUUUCGUCUUCCGGUGAGGCGUGAAUUCGUGCACGUGAGGCGCGAACAUAGGGAAAUAAAUUAAUGUUUUUGA
Messenger RNA from Ornithodoros turicata, 762 nucleotides. Its product is annotated as protein D1-like. The coding region runs from base 57 to 713 and encodes 218 amino acids. The record is from RefSeq and is a predicted model, not a curated record. The transcript has 2 exons. Lineage: Eukaryota; Metazoa; Arthropoda; Arachnida; Ixodida; Argasidae.